This is a messenger RNA of Phytophthora sojae, 1044 nucleotides long. RefSeq lists its product as hypothetical. The annotation marks the transcript as partial. Gene Ontology annotation, molecular function: protein binding. The record is from RefSeq and is a predicted model, not a curated record. Lineage: Eukaryota; Oomycota; Peronosporomycetes; Peronosporales; Peronosporaceae. The transcript has a single exon.
CCUUCUUCGCGCAGGACGAGCGCGUACCUGCAGGUUCUGACGAGCAAGCCGCUGUUCGAGCAUGUCGUGUCCUUCAUGAACGGGUAUCCGCCCGUUGUGGCGAAGUUCGCGCGUGCGCAGCGCUUCAGACCGCGCGUAGAGGGGAGAUAUCCGUCUCCACGCGGUCUGUUGCCCCAACUGGCCGUCAUUUGCGACGAGGUGGCGGUGCUGGACGCUCUGUUGAAGCUGGUGGCCAGCCAGUCACCGAGUUACCGCAACCCGGAGACGGAGUUCGUGGGCGUCGUGCGCUGCGCCGUGAGAUUCGACAAGUUGAAGAUGUUGCAGUGGCUGGAGACGCAUCUGGAGCUGAGCUCGUACGCGUUCGAAGCGGACCUCAUGGACAUUGCCGUGGGCUACACUACGGGGGUGGAGGUCAUGGAGUGGCUGCUGCAGCACCACUCGGAGAUGACGAAAGAAGUCUCGGCGUGGGCUCUGCGGCUCGCGGCCUACAACGGGGAGCUCAACAAGAUGAAAUGGCUACAUGACCACGGAUUCCGAGGCUUUUCGUGCACAACGGCCGAUGACGCCGCGUGUGCGGGACAUACAGAGGUGCUGAGGUUCUUGUUGGAGCAUCGAAGGGAGGGAUGCACCUCGAGAGCGCUGGAUCAAGCCGCAGCUCAUGGACACAUUGAGGUGGUGAGGUAUCUGUUCGAGUUUAUUCAGGGUAGAGCGGGUGCAGAGCGACAUCGAGUUACGGCCAGAGCCUCGUUCGCGAUGACCAAGGCGGCGUUGUGUGGACAUGCGGAGGUGGUCGGGUUUCUAGGGCGACGCCAGUGCAAACCGCUGAACAAUACACUACUGGAUGUGGUGGCGACCGGGGAGCUGCAGGUGCUGAAGCAGUUGUGUCGAUACUCAAGUGAAGGAUGCCUGGUCGAAGCGCGAAGGCGGGCAAAGACACUGGGGCACGCGGAUAUCGCGGCGUACCUCUGCACUCAAAUUGUACCUACGGCGUGUGCCUGCAGACUUCACCGGCAUUCGCGCUCUGGGCCACGGCGCUGUCAAAGG